This is a messenger RNA of Trichoderma harzianum CBS 226.95, 1443 nucleotides long. RefSeq lists its product as hypothetical. The coding region runs from base 106 to 990 and encodes 294 amino acids. The record is from RefSeq and is a predicted model, not a curated record. The transcript has a single exon. NCBI's taxonomy places the organism in Eukaryota, Fungi, Ascomycota, Sordariomycetes, Hypocreales, Hypocreaceae.
UAUCUAUCGCCAUAGCCCGGCUGUCGCUCCGUAUACAUGCAGUGUUCAUACUAUUGAGACAUUAUCCUUCCACCAAGCGCGAGAUGAAAACGGGGCCCAUCUGGCAUGAAUGCCCAAAGGCAAAAUGAUCACUUGCAUUCAUACGGCCGUACAGUCAUGCUCCUAGCCGAUGCUGAAGACAUCCGACAGAGGCCCAGAGCCGUGAGCAUGCAAGUCGGAGCGAUCCGUACCCACAAACUCCCGUGUCCGGCUGCCCCACCUCACGAUGUUCUCUGCCGCCGGCCUUGUGGUAGUCGUGGUAGUAGUACGAGUUACAAGGCUGGCACCAGAACGGGGCCCACGUCUUUGUAUAUGGGGCAUAAAAGAUGGACGCUUUUGCAAUGGUACGAGUGCUGUAGGGAGUACGGUUCGGAGUACUACGCACAUGUACCACGACGACGCUACUGUAGACGCGAGCACUUACAAGCAGCAGUUUGCGAUGUGUAUCAUGCUCGUCAACCCGAGACGCACAGUCGGAGCGUUGCAAACGCGUGUCGGCGCUUCCAGCAUGCACAUCAUGGCCACUCAUAUGCCCACAAGCCGAUAAGGGCGAGCAAGUUUGGAGUCCGAGGAGCGCCUUGGCGAGGGCUUACUCGUACAUACAUACAGGGAGACGCAAGGAUCCGAGCUCGGACGGCAUCCGCUCCGCCAUGCCAUGCCAUGUCAUGUAGCAUGUACGGUGCAGCAAGGAGCAUGGAGCAUGGAGCCUGUGCUAUCAUGUAUCAUGUAUCAUGUAGUAGCAUGUAUGGCGAGCAUCAGCAGAACAUCAAUAGUUGCCGGCCCAUGCAUGCAAACGGUAGGCACGGAAAUUAUUUUCAUCUCGAACGUACACCUUCAGGCAGCAUUUUCUGCUCGCACUUUAACUCUCUCUCUCUAGACUGCGGGGGAAUGGAGGCAGCUGACUUUGGCAGAAGCGAAGCAAGCGGGAAGUCAUGUUCUGCAUGCCCGUGAUGGAUGGCACAGCACAGGGAACUCACAUCGGCAAAGAGAGAGCCCACCUCUUCCGUACAGGAUUCUCAACUAGGGAGGAGGAGAACCAGCCACAGUAGCAGUCAGUUUUCACCUUCGUCUUCUUCUUUUUGCCUCCGAUAUGCAUCCAAUGGACCCUGUGGCGAGAGGAAAAUACAGUUAGAGAAAACGCCUCCCGUCUGGACGAUUCCUUUUUCCGUAUUACGAGUACACCGGUCUUCUGGGCCUUUCGCCAUUGCCGCAUGCCGCAUGCCACAAAUCAAAUGUAAGGGAGAUGGUAGCGGCACACGAGUACCUUGGUGGUGUGGCACUUACUUUCUUGGGUUCUACAAGCCGCAGAUUCCAAGGCAACGAUGCAGGAAGCUAGUAGCAUUAGUAUUACCAUAUCCACACCGAGUCGUAGUCGGAGGGGGGAGUGUGUGAAAGGCUGAGAGG